Molecule: messenger RNA, 9230 nt
Organism: Schistosoma haematobium
Lineage: Eukaryota; Metazoa; Platyhelminthes; Trematoda; Strigeidida; Schistosomatidae
Exons: 20
Coding region: 3130-5544 (804 amino acids)
Molecular function (GO): protein binding
Source: RefSeq, a predicted model, not a curated record
CUCUUAUUAAGACCUUUUUUCUUCGGUAUCUUGAUGAAGCACCUUAUUUCAGACUUUCGACAUGUUUACAGUUAAUUAUAUGUCUGACUUCAGUACCUAAGCUGGUGAAGCAGUUUCAAAGGCCAGAGUAACUGCCUAACCAGGUGAAGUUGAUAAGUUUAAGAAACUACAUCUUAGAUAGGAGACAACUCUUUCGCAUGAAACACAAGUCUGAAGGAUGUACCUUCUCGAUACCUUGACUGUCAAACAGUUGAAAAAUACUUCUUACAACGUGAAUUGUGUUCUUUUGUUAAUUUGACAAACUGCGCAACACUAAGGGUAUUCUGGAGCGCUUUUUGGUGUGCUUUCGAUUGUACGGCUCUGUUUUCUCAUGCUGGUUUGUUUCUGAAAUAUGGUAAGUCAGUCUGACUAUCUUCAUACAAACGAAUCUUAAAUGACAAAUUUCUUGGUUGUUGCUCCAAUAUAUAUAAUGUUAUGUCGAAAUGAGUUGUGUUGCUUGGUUAGUGGGGAUCACAAAUGGAUCAGCUGUUCUCAUAUGUCCGUUGCUAUCUUGCCUCUGAUAGUAAUCUUCAUAUCAAAUUAAGACAGAUUUGCCAAACGCUUUUCAGAUUGAUGCUCUGGCCCUUUAACUACUGAAUGAUGCCAUUCUUGAACAAGCUCGUACACUUUCAUAAAACGUUUGUUUGAAUAUUGAGAAAGCAUAUUUACACAAGUCUUGAUUUUUAUUUAUGGCAGCGUUUUAGUCCAUGCUUUUAUAUCCGCCGUCUAGUUAGCUAUCCAACGUCCUGCUGUUGGAACUUAAAUAUUUAGACCCUUAAAGGGUACUAUAGCCAUCCGAUGUGUUUGUGGAAAUGAACAAUUGAAACCUACUUGGUCACCAGCAGUAAUUGCCUUUUGCGUUUGUACUUUUUUGUGCAUGAAACGUGCUUGAGCAUUAAGACAAGGUAUGAUUAUUCUUUUAUUAGUUUUAAGUACUAGGAUAUCGUUUGGAGAUAUAGAUCAAGUAACUAUGCUGAUAGUACUAGUUAAUUUUAACUUAUUUUGUGAUGCCCUACUUAGAGAAGGUACAAAACAUCUAACGGAAAAUUAUUUCUGAACAGUGGGUAAAAACCAUGUUUUAGUCCAACCAAACGACGAAUUAUUAAUCAUACCUUAGAGUGCUUAUCAAUAAAAAUGGGUGGUUAUCAACAAGAUGUUUGUUGAAUAUUUACAUUCGUAUCAAGAAUAGUUGAGGUUUAUAAAAACAAAUAUUCUCUUUGGAUAUCUUGUAAUAUUGGUAUAUACCAGACACUGCUGUUAAUGUCAGAGCAUGUGAUUAUGGACGAAGGUAGACUUGAUACACUCGUGUCAAGUUCAUCUGGAAAAGGUUAGCGUUUUAGUCAUCAUAGAAAUCUCAAUCUGAGAAACCAUACCUUGUCUUGGUCUUCAGGGACUGACCUAUAUUACCUGGAAGUUCACUGAAUAACUUAGAAUACUUAUGAUAUAGUUCUGUUCGGUGAAGCUGCUGGUAUAAUGCGGAGUAUUAUAACCUUAAGUAACAGUGCAAGCAUUUAAGGUGUUUCUUCAUCUCAAUGUAAAAUUUUGGUUUCGGACUGAUCUGAAUAAUAACAUAGAUUAAUUGUUGGGAGUGAGGCAGUGUGGUGUACCGACCACUAACCUUGGAAGUCUCUUUGACCCUAGUAAGUUGGUGACUGAAGAAACAUUCAUACUACAGAAAGCUUAGUUAGCUUUUGGAUAUCUACAUCACUUGUCGCGUAGGUGAGAUGUUCGUCUGUCAAUCAUACGGCGAGUAUACUGUGUGUCAGUUAGCUCUGUCUUACUGUAUGACCGUGAAACAUAGUUCCUGAUAAUAAAAGAUGGACGGGCUGAAGAUUUUUUGCCGUAAGUGUCUUCAAAACUCCCACUUUAUCGUAAAACGAUCGACUGAAUAAUGUUGAGUUUAGCCAUAGAGUACUAGGCAAAUAUGGAAAAUCAGUUGAUGAGAUUAUAGAUUUUCGACUGAUGUAUUUAAGACCUGGCACUCAUGCUUGACCACUAUCUACUUUUACGGGCAAUUUUUACCUUUGUAGGAAUAGGUCGGAAGAAUUGUAGGGGAGGCUACAAGAAGGCGUAGCAUCAGAACAUGAAAUCACUGACUUGUUGUGAAUCAUGUUGGUAGACGUUGACCACCUGGUUGGAGUCUGCACGAUAACUGCGUCCUUUUUUUAGACGGGUAUAAUGUCUUGAAAUUGGUAAUAAUGGCUCAUUUGCAUUCAUUCAUUUUACUCUAGAUCUUGAGCUUUAUUAUUCCUUGCUGCAUAUCUUUGUCUUCUCUAACCAUGUUAUCAAUCGCUAGUCUCCCACAUUAUCUACUACUACAGUAUUUCUAUUUAUAAUUUUAUGUCAUCUUGCUGAUGUAUUUUGGUCUAACGCAUAUAUGUGCCAAACACUACGUUGAUUAUGACCGACUAUUAUGUUUCCUAGAAUACUUUACUCGUUUUAUUCAACUGCCGUAAGACGUUCACGUAUUUGCAUCAUUAACACAAUCUAGUCUUUGAUUGGUGGGAUAUUUGUCAAUAAUUGUCAACUAACUUUCCCAUAGUGGUUUGAAUCCACAAAAUUUGUAAUCACAAAACGGUACUCUUCAGCAGUACGUAAAUCUAUAAUUUUUAAUGUAGUUUGUCUUGUAGCUUCUGCGAUCAAUUAGUAAUAACUUUAAACUGUUGAUAUAGCUAGAUAAGCCGAUCAAUCAGUCUACCUGGACUCAUUGUCGUAUAGUCUCUCAGUACCUAACAUGAAUAAAAACAGCUCAUGCAAAGUAGCGACAUUCGCUUCAGGAUGGUUUCCUAAGCCAUUUGCUCAAAGUAAUUAACGUUUGCUAAUUAGAUACUUGGUAGUCAUUGGGGGAAACGAAUAGUACAGCAGGUUAGUUUUACUUUUGCUGUUGAAACUGUUACUGUUUUUGGGAACAAGGAGUAGUUUCAUAAAGUUCUUAUGGAACUCACUUUUUGGUAUUUGGUCCUGUUCAUUCGCUUUCCAAUUCUGUUUGCGAUUUUAAUUUAAGAACUAACAGUUCCGUGCUGCUUCCACACAAUAACUAAAAUAAUUCUUAUUUGGUAGCUACUCCGUUAAUUCUGCGUGUCCUGUUCAAUGUCAGGAAGCCUCAUUAGUCAGCGUGAAGAGCAGCCAGUGUUGGUCCUUACCUGUCAGCGAGAUUCACACCCUUUUCAGGACCGCAUAAUUAUACUAAAUGAGAUAAUAAAAGUUGGACGUUCAGUGGCCCGCGCCAAACCUACAAAAACCAAUGCGAUCUUCGACUGCAAAGUCUUGUCGAGAAGUCAUGCAUUGAUAUGGCACAAAGGUGAUCGGUUUUGGUUACGUGAUACAAAUAGUAGCAAUGGAACUUUUGUCAAUAACACAAGAAUAGUGAAAAAAAAUGAUGAAGAUUUUGCCGACCGUGAGAUAUUUUCCGGUGAUAUCAUUCGUUUUGGAGUAGACGUCGUUGAACAUGAUACAACUCACGGCUGCAUCAUAGCUCAAGUUGCUUUGUAUCAUCCUAAUGGAACAGAAGCAAAACAAAGCGUUGAUUAUGUCAGUAGUAAUAAUGCUUUGACUGGUAUCGAGGCACUCCAUACUGAACAAAUGUUCCGCUUCACACAUUACAUUAGCGAGGCUUUAUUUCGGGAACAAGUUCUGGACACAAAACUUGAGUCUAUCAAACGGCUCCUACAAGAGGCACAAGAAAUUUCUGAGGCUGGUUGGCGAGCUAUGGUGGAUGAAGAUCGACUUUUGGAGAAGCUAAGUCUCUAUGAAACUCAACUAUCUUUAUUGAAGCAAGAUUUGCCCGAGAAUUCGUUACAGUCGCAUCUAAUGCAGGCUCUAGAAGAAAAAUUUAAUCUUGAGAAAGCCAGUAAAAUAAUGUUGGAACGCCUGUUAAACGAGAAAGCGGAAGUUUUUAGCAAAGCUACAGAUCUUGAGCAUUCUUUGGUCGUGUCUCAAAAAGAGUGCAUUCGCCUUCGUCAAGACUACGAAAAUAUCCAAGAAGCGUACCAGAAUUUGGCAAAUGAUAGGCAGUCGAAGCAAGUAGCAUCAGAGGGAUCAAAGGAAAGCAAAAUCGAAAAAUCUGAUGUGAAAGUCGAGACUGACCAACUUAAAGAUGAAAAAGUGCUUGGAAAAGUUUUCGACCAGUUUCUAUAUUCUGAUCAUAGAGCAAAUAAUAGACAAGCCCUUGAUAGCCAUAACGGUAAUGAUGCAAACAUUCUUAUGAAUGGUUUAGACAAUGGCAUUUCGAAAAUCCCUGAGAAUUAUGAUGAUAAGUUAAAUAAUAUCAACGAACGAUUCGGUAUGCAAAAUAAUUCCGAUUUAUUGAAAUCAUCGGAACGUGAUAAUUUCUUCAGUGUUCAAGGGCAACAUGUCACCACAAAUGAUGAAUCUCAUAACGGUCAUACAUCUAUUCGGAUAAUUGAAGGUAUUCGGCUUUUCAAUCAAUCAAAUCAAUUAAUCAAAUUGCUCCAAGAUGAAUUAAGUAUUUUGGCCAAGAUAAAAAGGUCAAAUGAAUCAACUCUUUCCUUACCGGUGAAUUCUGAUCCAGCUACAAACAAUAUUGAUUCUUUUGAGUCUCUUGAUAAUGUUGAUCCUGAUAAAACUUCAUUGAAAAGACUCGAUGUUGUUAAUUGUAAAGAAAAUAAUUUUGAAACUGCCUUACAACGUGCAACAGAGUAUGCUACUUUAGUUGCUAAUCUUCAACGUCGUGUGGGUGCUGAUUUAAAUUCUUUGUGUUUACCACCGAAUCUUCAUAAUAAUGCUGAUAUUUUUAAUAUUCACAAUGAUUUAUGUAUACCUCCUGCCGAAUUCAGGACGACUCAUAUAACUAAAAUGGAUGUUUGUCUAGGAACAGAAACACUUGCCGAUCAUAUUCAAUCUACUGAAGUGGAUGGGACAGCCAACCAGAAAGUUGAAAUUAAUCACUUGCAAGCGUACAGAAUGGAUAAAGAUUCACAUACAGAUGAAGAACUUUCAAAACUACACAAUGAGCUAAUGGAAUCCGUGAAUGAGAUUGAAACUUACAAACAGUUGACCGAAGAUUUAAGAAAACAAGAUGCCGCUAAAGCAGAGUUAUUGUUAUUGGUUCGAGGAGAAUGUGAUGCACUGAAAAGUCGAAUCGCUGUAAUUGAAACCGAUGUAGCAACAAGUCGUGCUGAUCAUCAUCGUCUAAUAUCUGAAACAAGAAGAGCACAAGCAGAAGCUAAUGAAUUGUUACUUGAACGUGACAAUUUAUCGAAACAACUAGAUACUGCUAAUAAUCAAAUAGAACAUUUACAAAAGCUUCUUGCCAGCACACUUUUGUGUGAUACCAAAACACAGAUUUCUAACAAGAAUUCUAUUUCCAACGAAAUAUCCACUGUAAAUUCUUUAAAUGAUAAUCCUUGUCCAACUAACCAAUAUCCUACUAAAACUAGCAACGUGCCAUUGCAUGAACAUUACUUCUCACUAUUUGCUGUCAUUCCUGUUAUGGUAUUGAUUUGUGCGUUCAUCGUAUAUAUUUUCUUGAAAUUUGUUCGAUGACCAUCUGAUUAUAUGACUUGUAUACAACUGGAUUCUCUAUACUAUUCUCUUGUUGUUAAAAAAUCAUACAAUAGUAAUAAUGCUAAUAAUUCAUUUUGAUUAGUUUUGAAACCAAUAAGGGUAGUUCAAUGUGGGAAAUUGAGAGAAAAGUGUGCAUUCAUAUUUCAGUCAGCAAUUUCGUGAAUUUCUACUCACUAUAUUGUACUUGUAUCAAUAUGCAUUGUUUUUCUCGGGGAUUAUUCAUCUUGGUUCAAUUUAUGGUCAGUUCAUCGACCAAGCAACCACGUCUAACCAUUUUUCAUCAAUAAACACGUUUUUUAUACAUUUGUGUAGUUGAUAUAAAUCAGUAUGCUUAUUAUUGUACAUUUAAAACCAAUGACUGUCAAAAGUUAUUCAGUUUGUUUCUUCCCUGUCUGUAGUUACUUUAGAGAUUUUCAAAAAGCCACUUUUCCAUUAUUCUCUUCCUAUUACUAGUAUCAUUAUUGAAAUGUAUUUCCUGGUACCAUAAUAAAUUUUGCUAUUCUUUAUCGACACAGUUAAACUGAAAUUUCACUGGUAAUAGUUUAUAUAUAUAUAUAUAUAUAUAUAUAUAUAUAUAUAUAUAUAUAUAUAUAUAUAAACGCGUGAUUUUGUUGAAGUAUGUUUUUAUGUAUAUAUAUGUAGAGAUUUGUAUUUAUUAAUUCUAUUAUUGCACUGAUCUCUGAUGAUAUCUUGCAUUCUUUCCUCCUUUUAUUAUUAUUGUUAUUGUUAUAAUUACUACCGUAAACUGCAUGCCUUUGUUUCUCACGGGCUUUCCAUCGUUCUUUUCGUCGUACGUCUGUGUGCAGAACAAAUAUUGUCCCUUUCUUUUUUCACCUUUUUCGUUUAUCUAUGUAAUAAUCUGUUUACUGAUAAACUAACUAUGCUACCUAGGCACAAAUAGCCUAAUAAUACAGUAAACUUCACAUCUUUAAUUAGUAUUAUUACCACUAUAAACUUAUUUCUUUCCAUAGUUCUUUUUUAUAAUUCGUGAUUUUUUUAAAAUUGUCAUAGGUACAUCGCAAGCAGUGCAUAUAAAAGAAUGAAUGAGUUCAGUUUAAGUCAUGUACGAAUGCACAUAUAUUGUUAUAUAAAUAAAUACGGUUAUGAUUUUUUGCUUGAAAGCAUGUCUUAUAACUUGGUAAAUUCUUCUUUACAGAGACAUGAUUAUUUCGCUUGCUUCUUUGUAUCACAAACAAUUCUGGGGACCGCUAAAAGGGUGUUAAAUUCACCUGGAUGAAUAAUUUUUGUUGUAUGGCUCAUAAAUAAUCAAUGAAAUAUCAACGAGCUCUGGAAGUCUUUUCUGUUAUGAAGCAUUUUCUAUCUUGUCUCUCGCUAAAUUUCAUCAUGCUCUCGAUUUUCGGAUUGAUAAUGUAAAAUACACAUUUCUUUAUAUGCGUAUGCACAAAUGGUUACAUAUUUCCUGAUGUCUUUUCGUUUUCAGAACAACUAAACCAUAGCUCAAAACUAGUAUGUGUUUAGAUCCCCUGCGUUUGUAUUGUUUUAAAAUGAAUUAAGUCUGCCCACCUAUUAUAUAUAUAUAUAUAUAUAUAUAUAUAUAUAUAUAUAUAUAUAUAUAUAUAUAUAUAUUAACCGUCAUAUUUCAUAUUUUUGUCAAUCAAUUUAUUGUAAAUAAUUAUCGAGGCCUAUGAGAUUUUGCAAUAAGAUCCGAUCUCUUGUGAAUCGUCCAUUUCGCAAAACAUGGUUCUGUUUAAUAAGCUUCUACAUUUUCCAAAUACAAAUUUGGCACGGAUGCUUGUUAACUCACAAUUUUUAUCUUAUAAUUAUCAGACUUUAGUGUGCAUAAUGGAGUUUCGUGACGCCUUAAUUAAAACAUUUAAAAGGAAACAAAAUGUUAUGAAGACCUCGAUUUCCGAGGGGAAAUACGGAAUACACUGGAUAGCGUGGAUGUAACUAGAUGAUUCGGACUUCGCAGAUGACGUAGUUCUUCUAUUCAAUACGUAGCAACAAAUGGAGGUGAAGAUAGCCAGUGUAGCAUCAGCCUGUUUGCAACUAAUUCGUGAUAUAAUGGUUUUAACAAUGUCAAUUGAACAGAGAACACAUACUACCAACCUGUUCUUCUCAGUAGACUGUAAACUGAUAGUUCAUCACCGUCACAUCAAUAGAACAUUAGUGGUUUUUAUGUUUGAAUUUACUUCUUGCCUCAUAAAUUCCAUAAUAUUGAACUCGGAUCGCUUUCCCAUCAGCUGAAGCAAUAUGGCUACCCUGUUCAAUGGGACCAGUCUAGUGUAAUGCUGUUAUCUUAUCUCGAUUUCUUGUUAUUUCUUUCUGUAACACCAACUUGUUUGUUUAUGUUUUUGAAAUUUCGUUGUCUGAUUGUUUGUGAUUCAUGUGUACAUGUAUGGAAAACUUGAGAACCAAAAUGUUACCAGGUGUUGAAAUAUAUCUGUAUAGCAAGACAUUUGAUCUGUUCUGUGUAUCCUAUGUUUAUUUAUUCAUCAGCAUUGGUUAUAAUUACCUGUCGGCUUUGCGGUGUUAUCUCAUUUCUCGCUUCAAUGUAACUUGUAAAACGUUUUUAAAUUAUGUUCUAUGCACAUAACCAUCACAUGUAGACUUAAAUGAGUUUCAUCCGCCUUACUCGAGCCCACAUAGUUUUCGCCACUUCUCGUUUAUCUUACUGUGUUUAUUCAUCACAUACCGAAAUCAAGUAAACUUACGAAUGAGUAUGGUAGUUUUACUAAUAUCAUAACCAAUUUGGAAAUUGUAUGAUGCUGGUUAAUUAUUUCUGUAACAGGAGAGACAAUGCGACAAAUUAAUGUAUUUCCCAAUUAUUACUACUAAUAUGAAUUCAAUACAUUGUCAAAAUAUAAAUGUUGAGACUUAUCUGUUUUGUUUUUUACUGUGUUUUAUUGUUUUCCGCUAUGGGUGUCAAUGGGUAGGUGGUUGAAUGUUGUGAGUGGGAACAUUUCUUAAUGUGACAAAAACAAAUGUCUGAGAUUAACUGAUAACAACGUGACCGGUUGGAUUUUCAGUUGCGCCGUUUACUUGCUUUUUAUCUGGUUGAUGGAGUAAAAUGAAAUUUAGUGUGUUUGCUUAAUUGUUCAUUAUAAUCAGUGGUCAGUCGGCUAAUUGGUUUAUUUAGUUGUUUAAUGUAUUUGUUUGUUUUAAUAAGUUCCGUAAUUUUAAACGAAAGCUAAAAUCACUAGUCUUAAUAAAUUGGUCCCUUAAAUGCCCUGUUAUAGCCGAGUGUAGGAAAAGUCCUAUCUCCUUCUCGAAACGCGCUCACAUGGCCACGCGUAUACAGUCACUGCUAGGGAAGUCCUACUCACUGCCUUCUCGUGGCAGGGUUGUUGCUUAACGAAAUUGAGAGGUCGAGAAGUGAAUGUGCUGUGCUCUAACCGAGUUGGUGUAUAUGGAGGGUCUAGGUAGGGGAGUUGGGAAACCCUGAUUCCAAACCAGUGGUUUGGAUGAGCCUCAGGAUCUUGAGGGAAUGGAUUGCGCAUGAACGUAUUGUUGGUCAACGGCUACCAUGAGACUGCAUCUAACGUUUCUCCACCAACUUGUUGAUUAGGUCUUUAAGUGAAAAGCUUGAUUAGUGGUCCUCCCAGAAAAAGACCUACUUUGGUCUUGUCUCCUGAGCAAUAUUCCAGCCUUCACACAAAUCGAAUGAUGAGGUGUGGCGGAUAUAUAUAUAUAUAUAUAUAUAU